AUGAUAGAGACGACUCUACUACUCUUCGUUGCGUUCGCCCUGACUACCGCAGCCCUCUGUUCACCGUAUGGUGGGGGCUACGGUAGCGAUUAUGGCGGUGGGUACGGUAGCUAUGGUGGCAGUGGCCAUAGCAGCGGCUACGGAAGUGGUUACGGCAGUGGUUACGGCAGUGGUCACGGCAGUGGCUAUGGCAGUGGCUAUGGCAGUGCCUACGGCAGUGGAUACAGUAGUGGCUAUGGUGGAAGCCAUGGUGGUGGCCACGAGCACGACAGCGGCUAUGGACAUCAUUGCGAGCACAAUUCUAUGUAUAGUAUGGGGCGCAGUUCGUACGAGACACCCAGCUACAGAAGCUAUGGCAGCUCAUCGCAUGGAAGCCACUACGCUCCUUCGUAUGGCGGCGAUGACUCAUACUAG
Rhipicephalus microplus (southern cattle tick) is the source of this 414-nucleotide messenger RNA. RefSeq lists its product as uncharacterized. Lineage: Eukaryota; Metazoa; Arthropoda; Arachnida; Ixodida; Ixodidae. The record is from RefSeq and is a predicted model, not a curated record.